Molecule: messenger RNA, 10244 nt
Organism: Wasmannia auropunctata (little fire ant)
Lineage: Eukaryota; Metazoa; Arthropoda; Insecta; Hymenoptera; Formicidae
Product: growth factor receptor-bound protein 14-like
Exons: 13
Coding region: 4964-6685 (573 amino acids)
Biological process (GO): signal transduction
Source: RefSeq, a predicted model, not a curated record
GUAUAUAUAAAUAAAUUAAUUUUAAGAGAGGUUUGUACCAAGAUUGAAUUAUAUGCUAAUUAUAUUAAUAUAUCUUUUAUAUAUCUCAUAUAUACAUUUAUAUAACUAUACUUCUUCAUACAAUAUUUUGAAAAUUUGACGUUAAAAUUUUUAUAUUUUUAACAUGGACUUGUGCAUGUCGACACAUGAGCAUGUGGUUUUUGCAUUCCGAGGAAAAAAUUAGCUUUAGAUUCUAGUAGGCUGCAUUUGAAAAUGCGCAAUAGGUAAUAUAGAGCAAUAAAGAUAGUAGGGGCAAUAGAAAUCACAGAUUGAUAAGAUAAGAAUUAAAGCAUCAAUGAACACAUGGGUAUAAAUAGACGCGCUAAAUAGGCAUAUCUUUAUUAUUCUACUAGAUAAUUACGUAUAUCAUUGAUUGUUCGUAUCAAUGUGACAGAGAAUAGAAUUAUAAAGAACGGCAUUAUUGUCAUUUUGAUAUUCGAUCAUAUCUCCAUCGUUACUCACGUCGUAUCACAGGUUAUCACUGUCAUCAUCGAUCAUGACCGUGCGUCGUACGGUUACGCUCACACGCCGAUAAAAUUUAAUCGCGUCGAUCUCGCAAAUGGCUCGAGUUAGUCGCGUACGUUGAUUAAUUCAACUUGACUCAGUAAUUCCAAGUAUUUACGCUUAUUGCAGUUUGCACGUAGUACAUAACGAGGUAUGCGUGGCUUUCCGGAGAAAGUGGGUCUCGCAAUCAGUGAAAGAGACCCGUUCGAUAUACACGAGCGACGCAUCAUUAAGCGUCUCGAUCGAUUUAGCCUCCCGAGAGGAACGGCAAGAAACAAAAUAAAAAAAAAAAUAAAAAAAAAAUAAAAAGAAAAAGAAAAUCGAACAGAGCGCGUCUCCGGGAGCUGGCAUACAGCGAUCGAGGUAAAUGCACUUGGGUUUGUUUACGGCGCAGUUUGCGCGCGGACGCGACAAGAAAGGCAAGGAAGCGGACGAGAGUGAACGACCGUGCCGAAAAGUCGACUCCCUCCUUCGUCGCAUGACAUAUGCGUCUUUACAGUUAAUGCUAACAAACCAUCAGAGUCUUCUAAACGCUAUACAUGACACACCUUUUGGCAUUCGAGUAAAAAUUUUCAUAUUUGAGUCAUUUAAAUUUCCAAUGCGGAGUAUACACGGCUCUUGUCUCGCGAAGAUACGACGCCAUAGCUGACACGCGAGGAGAUCCCCAUGCUGACCCCCGUACUCUUCGUCACGUCUCGACACUUCGCGUGUCGUGUUAAUUGGCAAAGAUUCCCAGCAAAUCGGCAGAAUUCGGCACGACAACACAAUAUAGUCCACGUGCGUCAUUGCGGAACCAGCGGCGCGCGAUCUAUCACUAACCACAGAUAGAGGAUCGAGGUUGUGUUGCGUGGCGCGAUGCGUGUAUAUGCGCCCGGUACUGUUUCACGCGGGGACCACCUCGCCGACAAACGCGAACAAACAAACCGAGCAGGCGGAAGGAGGCAGAGGAAAAGGAGAAACGAGCGAUACGGUCGUCGCACGGCCACCCACAUACGGUCGCCCGGGACAUAAAUUGCGAGUCAAUUAUGCACCGGGUGCGUCCGUAACGACGGGGUGCGCGAGGACGUCCUUUAAUUUAAGCGCGUCUCAAUCUUCUCGAUGAAGAAAACUCGCUUUCGCGACGGAAUAUUUUUUAAAAUUCUUCAAAAAGCCGCCACGGGCAACACGCAAAUGCGCGUUGAGAUUAAUCGUCAAUUUAAGCACCUAGUUAAAAACUUGUGUUCCCUUUUUUUUUUCAUGCCGCGUUUAUAUUAUCAUAAAUGAUUAAGAAAUGAGUUCCGCGUAAUCGUUUCAUAGAAUGAAAUGAACGCAAAAAUAUUUUUCUUCGACGGACGCGCACCGCUCGUACACAAUUGCGACGGUGUUUGUCAUUAUCUUCGCCGACGCGAUUACAACUUUUCACGUCCUCACGUUACACUUCAAGGCCACCGUACCCGUCACGUAAGCGACAACAAAGGAACGGUGAACGAGAAAUCGUGAGGUACGGUGUCGAAGGUACCCGCCGCCGUCGUUUUGCAGAGGCAAUUUCGUCUGGCCUAAUCGGCGCCGCACCGAUUACGUCCGCGUUCGCUUUCGCCGUUAUACAAGGUGUUGAAAAAACUGUCAGUUCGAACGGACAGAAUCGAUAGAAGAUCCGUUGAAAUGAGCGAGCGGAUCUUAACUAUCGAUACGCUAGAUUUUAUUCGAAACACAGAAGUUAAUUUAAUAUUAAAAUUUCCGAAAUCACACAUGUAGAAAAUAAUAUCCAGCUGAAUAACAAUCGUAACAAUGACGUAAUAAAAUCCUGUCGAAGAAAAAAGAAAGUUGUUGCAUUUUAUGUAAAAUGAAAAAAAAAAUAUCUCUGAUAAAAUCAUCUCAGUUUUCGACGAGAGAAAUAUCGUCCCGUUGAAAUGCGAUUGCUUCCAAACACCUUGUAUAAGACCGGCACGCAGCCAAUAUUGGUGCCGAGAGGGUUUCAUGCGCAGAAAGCAGUCUCCCUCGGAGAUCCCGAUGGAACUCAUCUCAUUAGGUUUUACGGCUCUUUACUUUCGCGGCGGCCGAACGCUUUUUACUACCCGGCCGUCUAGCGGCAUUAAUCAUAAAUCCAUCUCCCGGGAUCCUUCGUCUCGUCUCGUUUCAUUCCGUUUCGUUUCGUCGUCUCCUGAAGCAGUCUCUCCCUUUCACUUUGCCCUUCGUUCUCGUCCGUCACAUCCCUCUCGAGCUCGUCAUUUAUGAAAUGCGAAAUUUACAGAACGCGCGCGAUAACGCGACAACACGAGACGAGCGAGUCAGCUGAGAGACGACAGAUACAAUCGUUUGCAAAAAUUAUUUCGGUUCUUUAAUUUUUUUUGUUUUGGUCGCUCGUGUUUCGAGGUAAAUAGAUGAAUUUACAUACACGUACGCAAGCGAACGAAUUCGCAAGAAACAGUGAACGAUGAUCGAAAGCAAAUUAGUUUGUUUCAGAUCAUUGUGAAAUUUUCAAAAUAUUUGAGUCAGCAUUUAAGACUUCUUAUUAAUAGAACGGUAAAUUACAAUUGAGAAGAAGUUAUGUAUAAAAUACUGAAGCUUUUUGAUUCGAUUAAAACGCGCGGCGUGAUGGUACCCACGAUAUCGCGGAGAUGCAGAGCGAAAGCUCAUGGGGAGGAAGUGGUAUUAUUAGAAAUAUCGAUAUCAGAUACCUCGGGAGAGAAAGAGAUGGUGAACGUGGUGCUCUCGCUGGUAAGCACCACAUGUCUGCGGUUUGCGGCUAUCAAACGAUACGGGAGGAAGAUCAUCGAUCAUCGUUGUACCCGUCGUGCAACAAGUAAAGGCACCGAGGAUCACGAGGUUCGCGAACUUCUUUCUACGAGCGAGGGUUCAGCGAAAAUUUGGAACACCUGGCGUUUCCAGUUGAACGAUCGUUUUUUGUUUUUUACGACUGCCACCGCGGCCGAUUAUCGCGAAACCGGGAUAGACUUAACAGCGCGAUAAUUUUUAUUGCGCGAUAAUAAAACGUACUUUCGCGGGAAAUGAUUGAACGUGUCAAGCUUCGCUCCCCAGUCUUACGAAAUCACGAGUCUUGAGGACUUCCGAUAUCAUGUUACGACUCGUAAUCGGUACGAAUUUGAAACAUACGCGAUCGCGUGAGUCACCGAUAUUUCUGUUUUGUUGAGCUAAACUUCUCUAACUUCAUCCCGUGUAUCUUUGGCACGAUUAGGUAAAUCGAUUCACGGUACGGUCUGCUCUCUGUAGUAUUUCAAGAAUAGCAACGAGCAUUUUUGACGUCACAUGAGUUCAUUCUAUUCAUUAAAAUAUGAAUAGAGUCGCCACGGCAUUUGGAAUUCAAAGGUACCUGGCGGCAAACAAUUACCGAGUCCAUUUUUUAACGUCACGCGUGUGCGCAUGGUGUGAAACUCAAACAGACGUGUGCCGGUUUGUUCGUGUGUAUAUCUUCGCAGUUUCGUUCUCCGAUUCAUGCGACUCUGAUGUAACCAUGGAUCUGUUAUUUUAGUGCAGCGCAGCUUUUCAAUUUUUUAAUACGUUUCGUCGACGACGUUGCGAUAUAAAUUCUGGGAUGAUCUCAAUUCCGUGCAUCAAUUCCUCUUUUAGAGAGGAAAAGACUGACUUAACAUCUUCUAAUUUUAGUGGUCUUUUCUUUUUGGCCCUUGAUUUUUUCAAUUGUCGCGGACUCUCAUAAAUCGGACUCUCAUAAAUUUAUAGAGUUAUCUUGUGUACUCUGAUUCCGCUUUUUUUUCGCGCGCUUUGUCUUCGAUGCCGUUAUAACGACAUUGUUUUUUUUCUGAGAAUUGUCAAUAACGAGUAAAUCUUCGGGCUAACAUAAUCACGAGCCAAAAUUAAAUGCGUAGUAAACGCGUCACAGUCCGCGAUAUCUCGAUCGUUGCGUCAGUCGGAGCGUGUUCGUCAGAAUGUGUAUCGUGAACGGCCUUCGGCUUCGAUGUUAUUUCGUCGAUACUUCCUUCGAGGAGCGUCGGUUGAGUGAACGGCCGUGAGCGCGCAUACAGCGAAAGACUGGAAAAUUUUUCGAGCGUAUGCAACGAAUCUCGUUUCGUCCCUUCGAUCCCACGAUUCGGAUUUCAAAUCCAUUCGGGUGUCGGAUACGUCCGCGCAACUCGGUCGGAGAAUUCCUCGAAAGCCGAGAUCCCGGCCUUUGAUUCUCGCCAAUAAAAACGCGAAGACACCCGCGAGAAUGCCCGUGAGCGUGCCGGCGCCCUUCGCGAAACGACGCGGAUGACAAAAACUUGUAAUAUCGCGUCGCACUUGGCACGGUGAGGAACGUCCUCGUUCCGCGAACUCGGCCGUUUUGGUGUUUACCGAACCGGGCGCGGGGGUCGCGACCGUGUGAGAACACUGUGCGCGUGAAUUCUCCGUGUGCGUGAGACGCGAAAGUCGUCGACGAGGCGACGUUUUGCCCAGCGGGGGAGUGCCAACGUCGGCGCGCAACAUGGAUUACCAGCGGCUCCUGUCCAACAACAACAACAAUUAUCCCACGCAUCACCAUUGGUUCCCGAAGAUGUGCUCCUGCAUCGACGGCAGCUCGACGCUGCCGAGUAAUCGAGUUGCGAGCUACGAGCGGCUUGGUUCCGAUCUCACGAUCUUCGAACUCAACAGCACGACGCGAAGGAGUCGAAGAAGUGAUCAGGAUUUGCUCGACAGCGAAAGACCAGAAGAAUUGCGGUUUUACAACAACGAUCACUCUUUUACGACUGUGGUCGUGGAGAAGAAUCUGCGAACGAUCGACCUGUGCGAGUUGCUUAAAGUCAAGAGGAACACAAUCGGCUCAGCCUGGUCGAUAAUCGAGACGUGGCCGAAACUGGGAAUCGAACGCACAUUAGAAGACCACGAAGAUAUUCUUGCUGUUCACAGGGAAUUGGAAUUGUUUGCUUCCCGAUACGAGAGGAGGUUCUAUUUCAGUCAGGACUUCCUGAAAUACGAAGUGUUCAUCAAGCCUGCGCAAUUUUUUCCCGCGGACAUGAUCGCGUUUCCUAACGGGGAGGAGAGGGGCACAUUCACCGAGGCCGAGAGCGCGCUAAGGAAUUACCUGUUACGGGAGGACAGUGAUUGCCCGCACGUAUUCAGCAUGGUGUGGAUGCGAAAUGCGAGUUCGAACGGCUGGAAGAAGAUGUACAUGCUGCUCCAAGGCUGGAAACUCUACACGACGAAGAAGGCGAUCGCGACGCUACCAAAACGGCCUCUGGACAACGAACACCUAAUCACGCUCGCGCACUUGUCAGACUACAACGUCUACAGGAUACCGAACGCCAAGCGGGUUUUCGGCGCACCCUUCGAGUGGGGCGCCUGCCUGAGGCCGAACAGCAACGCCGAGGCCGAAGACACGGAGACUGGGGAGCCCGGGAUCAAGGUCAUUAUUUUCGAGAACGAAAAAUCGCGCACCUGCUGGCUCACAGCCAUGAGACUCGCUAAGUACGGCAAACAGCUCCGAGAGAAUUACCGAGCCUUCAAGAACAAGCAGUGCGAGCAGAACGGCGGCGGCAGCCCCAAAGAGCAAUACAGCAGCUACAAUGUGUCCAACGAAUCGAUACGAUCACGCGUGGCGAUGGAUUUUACCGGUAGCGUGGGCAGGAUAGUCGAGGAUCCCAAGGAAGCCAAGGACAUAGCCGAAAACGAAGGCAUGGUCUGGCGACGGAGAUGGCGACCGUUUUCACGAACACCACCGGGCUGCGCCAUGAUGAGGCUGCACGGCCUCGACGCCGGUAUACAUGUUCUUCAGCCUUGGUUCCACGGCGGUCUCAAGAGGGAUGUCGCGGCAGCUAUUAUAAGGGAUCACGGCAGCGUCGACGGCGUGUUUCUGGUCAGAGAGAGCAAGAGCAAUCCUGGGGCCUUCGUGUUGACCUAUAAGUACAACGACAAGGUCUUUCACGCGCAAAUCCAGCCCAUCUUUGAUGAGCGUCGCAACUGCUGGCUGUAUACCCUCGACAAGGGAACGACCAAGUUCUACGAUCUGCUGCAACUGGUCGAGUUCUAUCAGUUGAACGCGGGCUCGCUGCCCACCCGGCUGACUCACUACGUGCAGAACGGGGUGAAACCGCCGCUGCACAAGCCGGAGGACGGCGGGGCGUCGCCGUCGCCGCCCGAGAGCACCAGCCAGCGGAUAAACAGCGUCGACAAGAUCGCCGAGCCGAGCGGUAAUCCGAGCAGCAUUUGAGUAUAGGACAGUCGGCGACCCGCUGGUGUUGUCGACGGCGAUCGCCUGCUUACCGUUUGCGCCAUCACCAACGGGCCCCUCGACCCUACCACCAUCACCGACAACCUCGUGAUGGUGCACCGUAGCAACAGCAACAACAAUCGUCUAGGGAACAACGGCGGCGGCAACGGGAAUCGCGGCGACGUUCGCGCGACACGAUCGGGUUGCUGGAACCUGUGUUUCUGCAGUUACAACAAAUGGGAUUUGUAGCGCGAUCAGUAGCGGGAAAAGCAGCAGGAUGAUGUUCAAGCGGACGCGAGGACGUACGGCUGUUUUGUUAGUGAGAAAGAGAAGGAAGACGGAAGGAAAGAAAUACAGAGGCAGAAGCGAAAGAGAAGAAGCGGCACGGCUUGAGCAUCAUCCCAUCGUUAAGUUAUCCUCGGAUCGCGACUCGUUCUAAUAACGCAGCAUGUGUGUGUGUGUGUAUGUGUAUGUAUGUAUGUAUGUAUGUGUGUGUGACGUCACUGGGUCGGCUGACCUGUGCAACAGAACGACCAAUUUUUGGGCGCGAGACACGCAAUAACGAGGAAAAUUACGAUUACCGCAGGAAGAGGCCGCAGGAUCGCUGUCGUAUUUAAGAAAUUAUUCUACGUUUCUAUUUUUCACGUUUGUUCUGUUGUUCCAGUACACGCGAAUAAGAGUAGCGCGGCGCCGACGUCCGCCGACAGCGAUCCUCACGCGGAAAUGAAACCUCUUCGAUGUUUUUUAAUCGUACUGUGUUAGCCGUCGCGUAAAGAUCCACCUUAUCGUCUAGACCUUUUCCCGAAUACUCCCUCUCCUCCCCCUCUUCCUUUAUUUCCCUCUCACCUAACAAUAAGAGUCUCAACGAUCAAACAAACGCGUCUAGACGAUCAAAGAGGCAUCGCGUAUUUGUUUCUUCUUUUUCUUUUCUCUUCUUUUCUUUCCAUUUUCUACAUGUUCACGUUCGUGCAAGCAUGGCGCGUACGACUAGAUUACUAACCGCGCGCGGCGACAUCGCCGUUCGCGAAGUUAUUCCGUGAGAAGAAAGGAAAAAGCGCAAUCGUGCGCGCUCGUGUAUGCGUGGUGAUGCGUGUUGUAUCAUGUCCGUACGCCUGCGAGAGAGACAGAGGUGCGAAAGAGAGAGAUAUGUAGCGAGUGGGUAGUAUAGAAGCGUGUUGCGAUAUAGUUGUACAACUGUAUCGUAGUGAGCCAGCAAUACAAGACGAAUACAAACACAAAAUUUGGCUUUUCUGUUUGGAUAUGUGUAUGACUGUACAAAUGUGUAUAUAUGAAAGAGAAAGAAAGAAAUUGUCGCGCGGUUCCCCCCCCCUUCCCCUCCUUAUCCUUCUCGUUUUCCUUUUUGGCGCGCGUCGCGCGUACCGUACGUCUCUUCUGUUUAGUCGUUUCUCCAAAGAGAAUGCGCGACAGAGUCGAUCGCUCGAUUAGCUACCACACGACUUUGUCGCCUGACGACGACGACAACGACGAGUUCAAAUGACGAGAGAGAAUCGACCAAAUUGAGAGAGAGCGAGAGAGAGAGAGAGAGAGAGAGAGAGAGAGAGAGAGAGAGAGAGAGAGAGAGAGAGAGAGAGAGAGAGAGAGUGCAUGAAGCGUCCGCGUGUUCCGUUCAUUAGCUGUAAGAUUAUGUCAGACAGAAUCACUUGGAAACGAUAAUAUCGAGAUUCACGAUUGUAUCCCGAGUCCAAGAUGUUCAAAAUUAAGUGAGACAGCAUUGUCGACGGGACAGGGGCAACGGGAAUGGGAACAUGGGCUUCUCGUAAAAAGUGUCGGAGAGUGUCUCGCAUCUUAUUUUUUCGCAAAAUUUUUAUCGCGGCUCGGAAACGCGAAUUUUCGCUGCGGGACGAAGAGCCCGCAUUACGUUAAUGAAUCUAAGAAAUACGAUACAAUUAGUGUAAGGAUCCUCGACGCGCGCCUACGUCGAGGGCCGAGGAACACGCUCGCGGAAUUCUCGUGGUAUUGUAACGCGCGCCGAAAAAUGUGAAAGCGUGUCCCUUGGCAGACAUGAUCUCAUAUUUUACAGAUGUUUCAGUUACGUGAGGCAUUUGUUGGUUAAUACAAAUUCGGAGAGAUGUGGUUCAAUUAUAAUUAUUAUAAAACUGUGCUAUAGGAACGCGUAACAUUGAAAUAAGAGAACGAAAGAGAAUGAGUGAGAGAAAGGUUUUUUUCAGAAGAAGAAAUGUGUGUACAUGUGUACGAGGAGGCGAAACAAGGAAGAAGUUUGCGAGGACGAAGUUGGUCAUGUGGUAAAAACAAAAAAAAAGAAAGAGGUAUAUUUAAAUACAAAACAGAUAUAUAUACAUAAUAUGUAUAUGCAUGUUCUAAAUUAUACAAUUUAAUUUUAUAUUCGGGAUAUAUAUUAUAUACUGUCGAUUAGAGAGAAUCGGCAGUGCGAAGUUCGUGGGUGCAGCAUCACCGGGUGCGAACGUUGUCGUGCAUUCUAGAUUUAUAAUAUGGAAGUUUUUAACGUAAUGUUUUUCGAGUAAUAAUGCGAAAGUCACAUUAAUGUGAAGGCGAAGAUUGGCGGGAGAGCUGGUGGCGUUGUGCAGGGUAUGGGACGCGAGAGAAAAUUCAUUUACGCAAUGUAUUAUGAUUCGUCGGAAGAACAAUACCAAAUCCCCUGCCCCCUAUUUGUACCUACUUUUUAAUGAUAUAUUUUUUCAUUGAUUAUAUAUAUUUAUUUAACGUCGAACGUAGCGCCUACGCGUCAUGUCUUGAAGUGGUAAUUUUUUUAAUUCGAAAGAAGUGCAGAUCUUACACACAGAUUAUACAAACAGACGACACGAGGAGACAUACAUACACGUAUACGUACACACAAAAGCACACGGACACACAAAUUGCAUUAAAUUUUAGAAUAGUAGCGCUUUAUAGAACUAAAUAUUAGGAUAACAAAUUCUUCGUGAAUGGGUAUGAAAAAAACAAUCUUCUGUAGGAAGGGUGGUCCACAAACGCGGCGUUCAUCCCCGAUCCGUUUGCAUGAAGUUCUCCACUUCUCACGAAAUUAAAGUCGAAAUCAACGAAAUUACCUCUCGGAAUACGCUUAUUGCGCGAAACAAAGAAAAAAAAAAGAAAUUAUCCUUUCGGCCUUUCGUGUAAAUAUGUCUAUUUAGGCCAAAAUCCCGCGUCCACCGCCCGAGUUUUCCUGUCCCUAUCGUCCCGUCUAUCCGCGGCCCGUCGGCUUUUCGAAAAUCAACUUUGAUAGCGGUUAAUCAAUCUUGAUUCUUCAGGUCGACACCGCGGUGUCCCACUUUUCCUCCUCUCUUUCUACCUUGUAAUCCGAAAAAAGAAUCGAACGGAAAACGAGACAGACGCCGGGUUUUCUUCGUGGCCACCAGCGUAAAAGAAGCUAUAAAUAUUAUUAUUAUUAAUUACCUACAUAAAUUAUAAUAAAAUAUAUUUUGUAUUAAUGUAGUCACGAAUUAAUACGGCAAACGCAGUGGUCUGUGAAGACUGAAUCUAAGUAAGAGAAACGCAAAUUAGUCCUGUGCGAAUUUCAUCGACGUCUGUUAAGAACAAUAAAAUGAUCAGGUAACGGAACGUU